Danio rerio (zebrafish) is the source of this 5516-nucleotide messenger RNA. Lineage: Eukaryota; Metazoa; Chordata; Actinopteri; Cypriniformes; Danionidae. The record is from RefSeq and is a predicted model, not a curated record.
ACGCCUUUAUGUUUUGCAUGUCCACCUUGUGAACCUCGUGUGUGAUGUGUGUGAAUGGAGGGCUGUGUGAUGGGGAGGAGGCUGGAAGAUCUCACUGCUGGGACUCUUCAAAGACAGUCAUACUAAAUAAGGGAGAGGGAAAAAAGCGCCGCGCCCCCUUGUGAAGCCAAUUUUACGCACCCAAACAAACCCCGAGAAAAGACAUUUCGGAUAAAACGCAAAACUCCCCGCAUUUGGGUUAUUGUGCUAAUUAUGAUUAAGUAGUCUUAUUGUUGUUUUUACUUUAAAAGCCUCCGCGUAAAUGCAUAGUAUUGUUGUUGCGUCCACGAGGAGCGCCUUUUGUCUGCGCGCGCGUGACGGCGCAGGGAAACCCCACGUCCGCGCGCGUGCAUCGACGGUGACGUAUCAUGUACAGUCUGACAGCGCGACACCGCCGAAGGUGCAAAACAAAGCGCAUGGAGUCCGAAACCACCGCUCAUGACGCUCGUGGGAAUAAUCGGGAAUUAUCUAAGCCUUUCUCUCAUUUGCAUCCCGUGAUUUGUGUGCAUUUCCACAAAAAAAAGCCUGAGGCGUGACGACAUCACGGGUUCGACACCUGCGAAAGCAGCGCCACCACGGAAUUAAAUGAAACUCUUUAUUUAAUAAAUCCUCAAUAGUUUAUUCGCUUCAAAAUCACAGUAGUUUAUAGUCCUGCUCGAGUGCGUAAUUAAGUUUACCAGUAUUUGACGCUGCCUUAUGUUAAUGUUAGUUGUUGUUGGUCUCCAUCGAAACGGGAGGAGCGCGCGGAGCCACAAUACGCAUCUCUUUUCUUCGAAGUACCCUUAUUUCUUCGCCGAAUAAAAGAAGAGAAGAGCUUUAAUUGGACAAAGGGGAUACCCGAAGACGCGGCGAUGCUGAAAUGAGGUGAUAGCGCUUCAGGCACACACGCAGAGUUCAGCGUCCCACAUGUCACGAAGUAAAUGAGUCCACGAGACCACAUUUAAGGGAUUACGCGACGCAAAGAGAACACGAUUUGAGUUUGGGAAAGUGUUGUUUGGAUACACGCAUCGCUCGGCGUUCCCGCACGCGCGUCUGAUGAAGUUCUCCAGAGCGCGGAAAGAGUGCUGAGAGUGGCGCGAAGGUCAGCCUGAGCUCCGGACUCUCCGCGGGACUCCGAGGAUGCCGGUGCGAAGAGGACACGUCGCGCCGCAAAACACUUUCCUCGACACCAUCAUCAGGAAAUUCGAAAGUCAGAGUAGAAAGUUCAUCAUAGCCAAUGCGCGGGUGGAGAACUGCGCCAUCAUCUUCUGUAACGAUGGCUUCUGUCACAUGUGCGGCUACACCCGGGCGGAGAUCAUGCAAAAGCCCUGCACCUGUAACUUUCUGUACGGCCCACACACCAAGCGGCUGGCUAUCGCGCAGAUGGCGCAGGCGCUGCUGGGCUCCGAGGAGAGGAAGGUGGAGAUUGCGCUCUACAGGAAAGACGGUGUGUGUUUCCUGUGUUUGGUGGACGUGGUCCCUGUAAAGAAUGAAGAUGGCGUAGUGAUCAUGUUUAUUCUGAAUUUCGAGGUCAUGCCUGACGAUAAGCUACAUGACCCCCAGGAUCUCAAUCACAAGCUGCCUCUGCUGUGGCGCCAUUCAAAUCGAGCUCGUGGCAUCCGCUUACGCCUCCCCCUUCUGAACUCCAGAAAUAACAGUAAAUCUUCUCUGCGGGAGGAUCCUGAAGCGGGACGAGGGGCCAGUUUCCCCAGCAGCUCCCGUCCACAGAGCCACGAGUCUCUGGCGCUGGGUGAACUUCUGUCUCUGCCCGAACACCGCGCCACUGCUGCCCUGCCAUCAGCACUGCUGCCUGAAGACCAGCGCAACCUGCUGGGCAGCGCCGCUGCAUCCCCCCCGCCAGCCCCUCCGCACCCUUGCACGCUGCCCCUGGGCCAUUCGUCCCCGCGCCCGCAGCGCCUCAAUCCGGACGCCUCCGUCUCCAACUGCAGCCUGACCAACAGCCGCUCGCGGGAGAGCUUUCACAGCAUGCGGCGCGCAUCUUCAGUGGACGAUAUCGAGGCCAUGAGGCCGGAGUGGGAGAGGAAACACCGCACCCGACCCACCAGCUGCAGCACGGGUGCCAUGAACAACAAGUCCAACAUCCUGAACUCUACCUCUGAUUCGGAUCUGAUGCGUUACCGCGCCAUCAGCAAGAUCCCGCAGAUCACACUCAACUUUGUGGACUUUAAACCGGACCCUCUCAUCGCCCUGCCGGCCGGAGAAAUGGACAUCAUUGCGCCCUGCAAACUGAUCGACCGCACACACAACGUCACGGAGAAGGUCACGCAGGUUCUGUCUCUGGGCGCCGACGUUCUGCCGGAGUAUAAGCUGCAGGCUCCGCGGAUCCACAAGUGGACGGUUCUACACUACAGCCCGUUUAAAGCGGUGUGGGACUGGUUGAUCCUGCUGCUGGUCAUCUACACGGCCAUCCUGACGCCGUACUCCGCUGCGUUCCUGCUGGAUAACGCUGAAGACGGCUCCAUGCAGAACUGCGGAUACUCCUGCAGCCCGCUCAACGUGGUGGAUCUGAUCGUGGACAUCAUGUUCAUCAUCGACAUCGUCAUCAACUUCCGCACCACAUACGUCAACGCUAACGACGAGGUGGUCAGUCACCCGCUGCGCAUCGCCGUGCAUUACUUUAAAGGCUGGUUCCUGAUCGACAUGGUGGCCGCCAUUCCCUUCGACCUGCUCAUUUACAGAAGCGGGGAGGAGGUGAGUGCUGAGCCCACUCAGCAGACCACCCUCAUCGGGCUGCUGAAAACGGCUCGUCUGCUGCGUCUGGUGCGCGUGGCCCGUAAGCUGGACCGCUACUCGGAGUACGGCGCGGCGGUGCUGUUCCUGCUGAUGUGCACGUUCGCUCUGAUCGCCCACUGGCUGGCCUGCAUCUGGUACGCCAUUGGGAAUGUGGAGCAGAACCGCUCCAUCGGCUGGCUGCACGCGCUCGGGGUUCAUCUGGGCAAAGAGUACAACAUCAGCAGCCCGCGCAGCUCCGGGCCCAGCAUCAAGGACAAAUACGUGACCGCGCUGUACUUCACCUUCAGCAGCCUGACCAGCGUGGGCUUCGGGAACGUGUCUCCCAACACCAACUCCGAGAAGAUCUUCUCCAUCUGCGUCAUGCUCAUCGGAUCCCUCAUGUACGCCAGUAUCUUCGGGAACGUGUCUGCCAUCAUCCAGCGGCUGUACUCGGGAACGGCUCGAUAUCACACUCAGAUGCUGCGGGUUCGAGAGUUCAUCCGCUUCCACCAGAUCCCCAACCCGCUGCGGCAAAGGCUAGAGGAGUAUUUCCAGCACGCCUGGUCUUACACCAAUGGCAUCGACAUGAAUGCUGGAAGAACGAUAUAUUCGGGGAGCCCAUCAACCUCUAUGCUCGACCUGGUAAAUCUAACGCAGACGUGCGCGCGCUGACCUACUGCGACCUCCAUAAGAUCCACAGGGAAGAUCUGCUGGAGGUGCUGGACAUGUACCCCGAGUUUUCUGAUCACUUCUGGACUAACCUGGAGAUCACCUUCAACCUCAGAGACACAAACAUGAUUCCUGGAUCUCCCAGCAGCGACGAUUCAGACUGCGCCGGCUUCAACAAACUGCGGAGGAGGAAACUUUCCUUCAGGAGACGAACUGAAAAGGAUGAUGCAGAUGCUGGGGAGAUCAAGAAGAACCAGAAGCCCAUUCGCAGAGGCAGAAAACAAGCAGCCGCUAGCAGGAACGAUCUCAGAUCGGGGUGGGAGGAGCCUCGUAACUCUGUCUCCUCCCACUCCAGUGACGAGGGGGAGGAGGCUGCACACACAAGCCCCACCCCUCCGACUGCACUGAUAGAUGCGGCCGAAGGAGAGGCGGAUCCGAAGACAGGAAACACAUGCAACGCCCUAUCAGGUGCUUUCUCAGGUGUGUCGAAUAUCUUCAGUUUCUGGGGUGAGAGUCGAGGCAGGGAGUAUCAGGAGCUCCCGCGCUGUAACCUGCCGUCUCCUCCACCGCACCCCAGCACACCCCUGCGCAGCAUCAGCCGCCAGCAGCGCAGCCAGAUGGAGAACCGGCUGGAGCUGCUGCAGAAACAGCUCAACAGGCUGGAGAGCCGCAUGUCCACAGAUAUCGGAGCGAUCAUGCAGCUGCUGCAGAGGCAGAUGAUGCUGCUUCCUCCAGCGUACAGCAGUGUGUCCUCCCCACCGCAGGUCUCUGUGUUCCCUGAGAGACUCGUGCAGCCCGUCACCCCGCUGGACUCACAGACCCCUGCCUCGCUCUCACAGUCAUGUGAAUCUCUGAGCAGCAGCACUGAUCUUCAUUUAGCAGAGGGCGCCGUUGCUCCUCGCUACGGCUCCAGGACACUUCUGGAUCUGGACGUCCAGCGGCGUUUUUCUCUACAGGAGCCACAGACGCCACUGAGCCCGCAGACACCGCAGAAGCACAGCUCAGACCCCGGCAGCUAAACACACACACACACACACACACACACACCUGCUGCUUCUGCACUGCUGUCGUCCAGUAUUGGAGAUACACUAAACUACGACACUGAUUCUAACUCAUUUCAAGUAGCCAUUAUGUCUUGCACUGAAUUUUUUCCUCGAUCUUUAUCUUCACGUCUGCGGCGCUUCCAAAAAAACAACAAACUGGUUGAACUUGUUAGUGUUAGCUGGCCUAACAGAAGAUACAUAAUAAUAUUAAUCUGAUGUGUUCUGUCUGUCAUCGCCUUCAUUUACUUGCGCAUCAGUGGAGGCGGAGUCUCAAGCCACGCCCCCCCAGCACUCUGGAUUGGCUGGAUGUCAUUGAUUGGCGGGCGUUUAAAAGCUAUGCUUUUCUGAUGAUCAAUCGUGUGACACUGGAGACCAAUAAUAUGCAAGAGUCAAACACACACCUGCUUAUCUGAUCAGUUUUAAAAUAAUUAACACGUUUAGUUUGAGCUCAUUAGCAUUAGCAAUACUGAAUCCUUUAAAUUACAACCAAACCAAAUAGUGACCAAAAGGAAAUCUGUCUAUUUUGCUUGAUUAUUUAUUUUUUCUGUGGUGAUUAAAGCCCUCGGUUGGAUUAUUUUCAUGGUUUUAUGAGCACUAGAACAUGACAAAUUGACUACAAUCAAACCCUUAUUUCUUUAGUCCUUUGCAUAUGACGUGAGCUGGACCAAUGGGGGACUUUAUAACAAGCAAUUAAGCAUGCGCUAAUAAACAUACACUUUUAAUAUGAAGCGUUUAUUUUAUAACAGACUUGAUAUCAUAUUUAAUAGAAGCGUUUGUGAGAAUGGAAGAGCAUAUAAGCAUGAGAAGAUGUUAUAGCGUCCAUACAUGAUUGUAUCAUUCUGCCUUGAAUCUGAAUCGUGGUUUGUUUUUGUUGAUACCAAAUAUUAUAUUUAAUUCGAGUCAAACUGUGUGAUGUAGAUCAAGAUGGCUGAUUUCAGGAGGAAAGAGACGUUUUAUCACUACUGCAUUAUAAACUGUGCAUCCGGAAAGUGUUGAUAGCGCUUCACUUUUCCCACAUUUGUUUAUGUUACAGCCAUGUAACCAAAAUGGAUU